AUGUGUAAAAGUUUUGGCUCCACUCUUAUCAGACCUGCCUUGAAAUGGUUCAUCAACCUAACCACCAGGCUCAUAUCCUCUUUCGCGAGCCUCGGCGACAAGUUUGUGGAGCAAUUCGCGAGUAGUAGGAGCCUGGAGAAGACUUCAGACAGUCUCUACGAGAUUCUUCAGCAUCGGGUAGAACCCCUGCGAGAUUACAUAGCCUGCUUCAACCAAGAAAAUGUGGUAGUUCCCGAGUGCAGCAUUCCUACUGUGAUCUCUGCCAUCAAAAGGGGCCUGCUUCUAGACAGAGGCCUCUACAAUGAACUAAAAGUGAAGUGGGAAGAAGACGUUUCUAGCAGCGCUAAAGCCCAGCCGAAGCAGGACCAAAAGUCAGCCCGAUCAGACCAAGGAAAUUGGGAUGAAAGAUCCUCUCAGAGAGCGAUCAAGGACUCCGGGAAUAGAAACCAGGGCAGGUUCCAAUACCGACCCUUAGAAAAGGAGGAAGGAUUGUCGGUAUCCACUUGGCUUGACAACUCCCAUCUCUCGAUAUCCACGCCAGAGCUUGUCAACGUCUUGAGGCAGAUGGGCCAACAGGUCAAGUGGCCUCCGAAAAUUAAGGCACCUGACUCGUUCUGGAAUCCUGGUCUCUGUUGUGACUUCCAUCACAACCACGGUCACAAAACCGAAGACUACAUUACUCUAAGGAUCGAGGUCAAUGAACUACUCCAAAAGGGGCACCUCCGGGAAUUCCUCUCAGAGAAAGCAAAGAACCACCUAAAUAAAGAGGUGCCGGUGAAAUCUACUGGAGCUAUACCCGCCUCGCCACCUCGCCAGGACUGA
Brassica oleracea var. oleracea is the source of this 822-nucleotide messenger RNA. RefSeq lists its product as uncharacterized. Bases 1 to 822 code for a protein of 273 amino acids. The record is from RefSeq and is a predicted model, not a curated record. Lineage: Eukaryota; Viridiplantae; Streptophyta; Magnoliopsida; Brassicales; Brassicaceae. The transcript has a single exon.